Arachis ipaensis is the source of this 363-nucleotide messenger RNA. Lineage: Eukaryota; Viridiplantae; Streptophyta; Magnoliopsida; Fabales; Fabaceae. The record is from RefSeq and is a predicted model, not a curated record.
AUGGACAGUCGGAAAGGGCCAUUCAGACGUUGGUUUGAAGUGGGAGAACAUGUAUUUCUAAGGGUUACACCGACAAUUGGGAUCGAAAGAGCCAUUAAGACCAAGAAGUUGAACCCGAGGUAUAUAGGACCGUUCGAGAUUCUGCGGCGGUUCGGGCCGGUGGCGUAUCAACUUCGUAAGUACACGUCGGAUGCGGCUCAUGUGAUGGAGCCGGAGUCGGUUGAGUUGAGGGAGAACUUAACUUUUCAAGUGACGCCAAUGAGAAUCGACGACACUAGUAUGAAGAAGCUGCGAGGAAAGGAAGUUUCAUUGGUUAAGGUUGCUUGGGAUGUAAGAACCGCAAUUAAUCAACCGGUUAAUUAA